UGGGAUACGGCCGCGUGCGCAGUACAGACCGAGCGCACACACACACUUCCUGGAGCUCCAAAGAAGCUACUUUUUGCUCCGGGAGCAGAAAACAAAAACAACACGAGCAACAUGGAGGAGAUAUAUUAAAGUUCGUGCCUCGUGUGCAACGGACGGAAGGACGUGUGGCACAUUUUGAGUGGGAAAAAAAAGGCUAAUGUCGGCGAGCCUGUGUUCAUCCGCAGUACAGCUAAGCUAAGCUAAGCGGCCUAGCUAACUAGCUAAAGCUACAGCACGCAUUAACGCUGUCAGUACAAUUGUAUGUUAUUUAUGGUUCCAGCGCACAAAAACCUCCACCGGUUGCCUUCCACGCACCUUAUUCUGGACCUUUAACAUUACAGUCUCCUGUCACGUCCUUCCAGCUAACCCGGUACCGCUAUGCUAGCUUGUUAGCUUAUUAGCUUGUUAGCUAGCUAACUUUCCAAAGUUGCUGCAAAAUCCCUCGGUGUGUGUGAUGCACGGCCUGGCAGUACAAGACAGACACACUCCAACUUUUCACACGUCAGACGUCUUUUCUACCACCUGAUUUAAUGUUUCUCGCUUUUGGAAAACGUUUAUAUUUUCGCGCGUCGUAUUUUUAAUGUUUGGUGUUAGCUAGCUAGCUGGCUAGCGAUGUCUGUCCCGUCCUCAGAAAUGAUCGAGACGCCUCCUGGAUAUCCUUUCGAAGACAUUGAAUAUGCAGACAUUGAAGUCGAAGAGGUGGUGGGCCGAGGAGCUUUCGGAGUCGUUUGCAAGGCCAAGUGGAAAGGCAAAGACGUGGCCAUUAAGACCAUAGAGAGCGAAUCAGAAAGGAAUGCGUUUUCUGUAGAGCUUCGUCAGUUGUCACGCGUGAAUCACUCCAACAUCGUGAAGCUGUACGGCUCCUGUAGGAAUCCUGUGUGUCUGGUAAUGGAAUAUGCAGAAGGGGGCUCUCUGUACAACGUGCUGCACGGAGCAGAGCCGCUACCCCACUACACGGCGUCCCACGCCAUGAGCUGGUGUAUGCAGUGUGCUCAGGGGGUCUCGUAUCUCCACGGCAUGAAACCAAAGGCGCUCAUUCACAGGGACCUCAAGCCUCCCAAUCUGCUCCUGGUCGCCGGAGGAACCGUUCUCAAGAUCUGUGACUUCGGGACGGCGUGCGACAUCCAGACGCACAUGACCAACAACAAAGGCAGCGCGGCCUGGAUGGCUCCCGAGGUGUUCGAAGGCAGUAACUACAGUGAGAAGUGUGACGUGUUCAGUUGGGGCAUUAUCCUGUGGGAGGUGAUCACACGCAGGAAGCCUUUUGAUGAGAUCGGAGGACCAGCCUUCAGGAUCAUGUGGGCUGUGCACCGCGGAACUCGUCCUCCUCUCAUUAAGAACCUGCCCAAGCCCAUAGAAAGUCUGAUGACACGUUGUUGGUCGAAAGAUCCCUCACAGCGGCCUUCCAUGGAGGAGAUCGUCAAAAUCAUGACCCACCUGAUGAAGUAUUUCCCAGGAUCAGAAGAGCCUCUGCAGUACCCAUAUCAAUAUUCAGAUGAAGGCCAGAGUAAUUCAGCCACCAGCACAGGCUCCUUCCCCAGCAUGAGCAACAGGAACGACGGCUGCAUGGAUCACGGCACGCCGGCCGGCACCAACGACACCAUCAAGACCAUAGAGAAGUUUGCACCUUUUAAACCAAAGGCUGAUCCACUGAGGCCUGGGCUUCCUUUGUCCAGAGGGGGCAGCGUUGAGAGCCUGUCAGGAAGAACACACUGCCUGCCCUCGUCCGACAGCAAGCGAAUGAGCGCCGACCUCUCAGAGCUCAGACCAGAUGAUAAACUGCCCUUCUCUCCUGCGAGGCCGCAGUAUAAACGAGGCCACCGCAAAACAGCGUCACACGGCACCAUUCUGGACAUUCCAGAGAUCGUCGUCACAGGCACCUGCGACCUUAGACGGAGGUCUGUACAGGAUCUUCCCUCCUUCCCAGGAGACAGCGGACAGGACAGCAGGAACAGCAGCAGGUCGUCCAGUCCCAGUAUACGGAUCACACCUGACAAGAACAGAUGCUACAGUUUCUCUCCCGAUGACCCCACAGACACUAACGGCUCUGAUAACUCCAUCCCCAUGGCUUAUCUGACUCUGGAUCACCAGUUACAGCCUCUCGCUCCGUGUCCGAACUCCAAGGAGUCGAUGGCGGUGUUCGAGCAGCACUGUAAGAUGGCACAGGAGUACCUGAAAGUGCAGACAGAGAUCGCUCUGCUCAUCCAGAGGAAGAACGAGCUGAUAGCCGAGCUGGAUCAGGACGAGAAAGACCAGCAGAAUACGUCUCGCCUGGUCCAGGAGCAAAAGAAGCUUCUAGAGGAGAACAAGAGCUUGUCCACUUACUUUCAGCAGUGCAAGAAGCAGCUGGAUCUCAUCCGUGCACAGCAACAGAAAAGACAGGGCACAUCGUGAUUCCCUUUCCCUGAGGAAAAAAAACAAAAACAAGCGCUACACACACACACACACACACACACACACACACACACACACACACACACAGACUGGCUCACUUACACCACAUGUAUUUUAUUAUUUUUUUUAAAGCCCCAGUUAAUCAUGAUUUCCUCUUGUAGCGGCCUGUAUUUCGACGCCACGUCGCCGUGGCUAAGACUGUGACUGUACACGAGCAUGUUGCCUCCACAACAGGAUCUAAAGCAUUUGAAAGUUCUCUUUUAUUGAAAAAAGAAGAAAAAAGAGCAGUGCGCUUGUAUACACACUAAUGGUCCCAAUGAGCCAAAGGUUAGCUAUGUUUUUGUUUUUUUUUGUUUUUUUUUUUAAAUAGUGACGCAUGUAGAUUCACGGCCUUAAGGAGGACCACAACUGUGUAACGUUCGCAGGGAUGUCGGUUCGAUUCCCCUUCCUCACCGAUCUCACGGUCCCACACCCAGAGGAUCAGGCGACGCCCCUCCUCCGGCUUUCGAUCCUCGAGAACGUGAACGCGCAGCAGUUUUACGUCACGUGGAUUCUAAACAAAUUUUAUCGUCUUUAUAUUUACACAACAUAUAUAUCGUACUUUCAUCUUUUCAUUUUUUAACCUUAUGCAAAAACUAUCUAUCUAUUUACGACCUUUUAGAUCUGGAGGUCGUUUUAACGUUAAAAAAAAGGGGGAUGUAUUUUUGCGUAUGCCUUUGCACGUCGUACCUUGAACCCAGCGCCUGUGACGAAACAAGGGAGCCUCAUGGAGCGGGGGGGGUAAAAAAAAACGUGAUGCAAUAUUUUAAACAGGUUUGUUUUUUCCUUCCCUGUCAAAGCCAGAUUAUCCCGGCUCAGCAGCGUAGGUUAGUUUAUUGUGAUAACCAAGCCAGCUAGUCACGAUUACAGUGUUCUUUUCUCUUUUUCUUCUUCUUCUUUUCCUCUUAAUUUAUCAUCCGCUGGCGUCGUACGGUGACUUGCACACAGGUGUCGAUGGGGUGGAAGCUGUAGACUCACGCAGGCUCGCUCCUGCCCGAUCCGUUUCCUUUUUAUUUUUUUUUUCUCGGAGUAUUUUUUAGUUCACAUGUUGCCUUAGAGCUUUAAUCGCUUGCAUUUACUUGCGUUUUAAUAAGGCGAACUCGUCAAGCGUAAUUAACAGUAUAGCCAAUUGGUGUGCGUGAGUGGAAUUGUUAUUUUUCCUUCUUCUUCUUUAUCAUUUAUGCAAAGAAUCAGUAUAAGAAUCAGGAAUCUAACACGAGUCAGAUUUCCUUUUGUUUUUUUAAUUCGGUCGAAGGCUCGUCGUCGGUAUGCUGCAGAAAUCACCGUCCGUCAUAUCCGUCACCCGCGACGCCAUCGCGUUCAUCCGCGCGAGACUCCCCCCUUUAGUCGUAUUUUAAAUAUACAAAAAAAACAAAAAAAAAGAGCGUGUCCAUUCAUAUCAGGUGACGUCUCUCGUCCUACUUCCCUCUGGAAUCUGUCGCCUCUCUGAAUUUUUAUUUCUUUUUUUUUUUUUUUUUUUUUUUUUUUUUUUUAAAUUUGCACAGUCAGCUUGUUCUCGAUGUCACCCGUGUUAUCGUUUCACUCAAGUUUUCUGAGCACGGAAAUAAUUCACCGUCUUCAUUUGUCUAUUUUUUUUUUCCCUGAUUUGUUUAGUUUCUUCCUGGUCUUGCAUUUGUAUGAUGAUUGUCUGUACUAUGCGCUGUACAUAAGACGACCGAUUUCUUAAGCUACAGGGAGCGGGACUGCACAGAGGAGUAUCGCAUCUUCAAAUAAAACGGACAGGUGGACAUUG
Molecule: messenger RNA, 4225 nt
Organism: Tachysurus vachellii
Lineage: Eukaryota; Metazoa; Chordata; Actinopteri; Siluriformes; Bagridae
Gene: map3k7
Product: mitogen-activated protein kinase kinase kinase 7
Exons: 17
Coding region: 652-2433 (593 amino acids)
Biological process (GO): protein phosphorylation; positive regulation of canonical NF-kappaB signal transduction; JNK cascade
Molecular function (GO): ATP binding; magnesium ion binding; MAP kinase kinase kinase activity
Source: RefSeq, a predicted model, not a curated record